Molecule: messenger RNA, 3002 nt
Organism: Heterocephalus glaber (naked mole-rat)
Lineage: Eukaryota; Metazoa; Chordata; Mammalia; Rodentia; Bathyergidae
Gene: Gnai1
Product: G protein subunit alpha i1
Biological process (GO): adenylate cyclase-modulating G protein-coupled receptor signaling pathway
Cellular component (GO): cytoplasm; heterotrimeric G-protein complex
Molecular function (GO): GTPase activity; G protein-coupled receptor binding; G-protein beta/gamma-subunit complex binding
Source: RefSeq, a predicted model, not a curated record
CGGGCCGGGGCGGGUGCUCGCCGCUGUGCAGAGCGCGCCUGGUCGGACCUGGGCGCCGCACCGCGCCGGUCGAGCGGGCACCAUGGGCUGCACGCUGAGCGCCGAGGAUAAGGCGGCCGUGGAGCGCAGCAAGAUGAUCGACCGCAACCUGCGCGAGGACGGCGAGAAGGCGGCGCGCGAGGUCAAGCUGCUGCUGCUCGGUGCUGGUGAAUCUGGGAAAAGUACAAUUGUAAAGCAGAUGAAAAUUAUCCAUGAGGCGGGGUAUUCGGAAGAGGAAUGCAAGCAGUACAAAGCAGUGGUCUACAGCAACACCAUCCAGUCCAUCAUUGCUAUUAUCAGGGCCAUGGGAAGAUUGAAGAUAGACUUCGGUGACUCUGCUCGGGCGGAUGAUGCUCGCCAGCUAUUUGUGCUUGCGGGAGCUGCCGAAGAAGGCUUUAUGACCGCAGAGCUCGCUGGAGUUAUACAGAGAUUGUGGAAAGAUAGUGGAGUGCAGACCUGCUUCAGCAGAUCCCGGGAGUACCAGCUGAAUGACUCCGCAGCAUACUAUUUGAACGACCUGGACAGAAUAGCACAAGCCAACUACAUCCCAACUCAGCAAGACGUUCUCAGAACCAGGGUGAAAACAACUGGCAUUGUUGAGACCCAUUUUACUUUCAAAGACCUUCAUUUUAAGAUGUUUGACGUGGGCGGGCAGAGGUCCGAGCGGAAGAAGUGGAUCCACUGCUUCGAGGGUGUGACUGCCAUCAUCUUCUGUGUGGCCCUGAGUGACUACGACCUGGUUCUGGCUGAAGAUGAAGAAAUGAAUCGAAUGCAUGAAAGCAUGAAACUGUUCGACAGCAUAUGUAACAACAAAUGGUUUACGGAUACGUCUAUUAUACUUUUUCUAAACAAGAAGGAUCUCUUCGAAGAAAAAAUCAAAAAGAGCCCCCUCACUAUCUGCUAUCCAGAAUAUGCAGGAUCAAACACAUAUGAAGAGGCAGCUGCAUAUAUUCAGUGUCAGUUUGAGGACCUGAAUAAGAGAAAAGACACAAAGGAAAUAUACACCCACUUCACAUGUGCCACCGAUACUAAGAAUGUGCAGUUCGUGUUCGAUGCCGUGACCGACGUCAUCAUAAAAAAUAACCUAAAAGACUGUGGUCUCUUCUAAGUCUUGCAGUCAUGGUACAGUGCAUUUUCAAACCAAAUGAGUAGUUAUCUAUGGAUCUCUCUAGACUAGAGUCUUGCAGUGACACGAAUGUAGCAUGUGGCCCAAGCACCCGGAACCCCAGCAAAGCUGCUCUGUCCUGUUUCUUUAGCUAAAGCUCACAGAAGAGCUGUUCUUCAGUUCGAAGGGCGGUCCUCGCGUGAGGAGGGGAAGGCCCGUGCUGUGGCUGGGCUCCAGGGAACGGGUGGUGGCUGUGUCCAUGUAAAUAUGCACCUGUGCGGAUAGUGUAUUUAUGACUUCAGUUUUCCACAUGACUUCUAGGUUUUAGGCGCGGCGGCUAACAACUCCGGUGUGAUAGCUUUGGAAAUUACAUUUAAUGUUAAGUAUGCUGUACUGGAUGAGUCUAUUGCUGUGUUUGCCAGUUUUAAAAAGCUUUAUUUAAGUUCAUGUCCUAUAAAUUGUUAGGUACAGUGGUUAACAUUAGGAAAUGUCACAGCUCUUAUCAUGAAUUGUAUGUAUACUUAUAUUGAUAAAAAUGUUAUUUGUACAAACAUUGAACAGACUAUUUUAAUACAUGAUUUGGUCUUUAAAUUUAAUGUUUUAUUGAAAUGUUCUUAAAGAGGAUGAGUGUAUCUUCCUUGGGAUCAAUGUAAAGUUAUAUGCAUUUUAAUUUUUCUUUAAAGAGUGCGUGCUGCUCUGGAUUCUACAUUAGAUUUGGUUUGAAAAACUAAAAUUUCAGAUUUUUGAGAAUAUUCUGUCUUACAGGCAUUUAAUUUGUAUUUGGUUUGUUUUCACUUUGAAUUUUAGUAUCCAGAAGGUAUUUGUGCAUUGCCUUAAAGGUGAUGCCAGAUUACUUUUAUACACUUUAAAAAACUACAUUUUUAUUUGUAACUUAGUUUGGGUAGAUGUUGGAAGCAUUUUUGUGGGUACAAUAAUUUUUAGCAAAAUGAAUUUUGAGACAUUCAUUUGUGUAUUUCCUUUGGGAAAUCCCUUGUACUUAGCAUACAUGAUAGUUUCUUGUUUGGAAGAUACCAAGAAAGAUCUUUGAAUACUCUCUUGCCGAUGUUAUGCAAGCUUUAAAUUCAUAUAUGUAACUAGUUUCAAACUUAAUUAUUACAUUAUGUUAAAAUUUUUCCCUUAGAUAUUCAACUUUGCUUGAAUUUAUAUUCUUUCUUUUAAAUUAUUCUAUUAUUUUUGAGAAUUAAAUGGACAAUUAUACUUAGAAAAUGAGUAAUAGUACUUACCAGAGUCAGUGAUUGUUCGUAUGUGCAAAUAAGUGUUACAUGUCAGCUACUUACUCAACUUUGACAGAAUCAUGUGACUUUUGAUUAUUUACCUUGUCUCUGUGAUCUUCUUUUAACAAAAUGAUCAGUGUUCCUCACUCUAUUUCCCUUUUUCUACUCGUCCUGAAAAACAUUCUUUUAGUAAGCAUCACUGGUAAGUAGUUUACAAGUUUAGUCACCCCUUUGUUAAAGUAUAUUUGUUGGUGUAUGUGUAUUUGUGUGUGUGGGUAAUCAUACACUACAUUCACAGCUGUUUGCUUGGGGGCUUUUUUCUUUUUUGUAAUGUGAAGAAAUUCAAAAUUACCAAAUUCUUUAAAUGUGUUAGUUUAGAUUCUUUAUGUGCCUUUCAUGAAAGAUACUCGUUCAUUCAUUUUAGCGGAGGAAGACCUGUCAGAUCCGCAUUGUGAGCUCUGUAUGAAAUUUAGCUGUAAUACGAAUAAAUUUGAAUGAGAAAUAAGGUUUAAAAAGCCACAAGGAAGCACAUAUUGGUGACCAUCAUUGACGAAUUCCUGAACUUUAUUCUGUGUAAUUGUGUUACUAAUGAAUCCUAAUAAAUUUAAAUUUUUAAAAUUUUA